Molecule: messenger RNA, 786 nt
Organism: Dermacentor silvarum
Lineage: Eukaryota; Metazoa; Arthropoda; Arachnida; Ixodida; Ixodidae
Product: papilin-like
Exons: 2
Coding region: 1-786 (261 amino acids)
Source: RefSeq, a predicted model, not a curated record
AUGGCGUCGUCGGGCAGAACUGCUGCCGCUGGACUCGACAUUGGACUCUGCAAGGACGACGACGGCCAGAUGAGCGCUUACAACGGCUACGCCAUGUUGAUGGAGCGCGAUUGCAAGCUGUCGGCGAGCAGCAGCAGCGACGACAGCAGCAGCGGGGACGAUGACGGGACCAGUAGUAGCGACAGCAGCAGUGAUUCUAGCAGUGACAGCGGAAGCAAUGACGUCGCACACACCGGUGCGUCCAAGCCGCAGGACAUCGAAGGCGUGCCGACCGACUCCAGCGUAAAGCCAACACCUGUAGAGCCCCUGGACCACAGGGACGACACCAGCAGCAGCAGCGGGGACGACGACGGCUGUAGUAGCGGCGAGAGCAGCAGCGGUUCUAGCAGUGACAGCGGAAGCAGCGACAUCGCGCAGGCCGACGCGUCCCAGUCGGAGGACAUCGACGUCGAAGACGUGCCGACCGCCUCCAGCGUAGAGCUCCCGGGCUCCAGCAUAGCAGCCGCCGCCGUUGCGAGAGAGCCACAGAUGGGCUUCUGGAUUCAGCCGAACGUCGUGCGCCCGGCGGACCUUCCCAGUGAUCACGCGGACGAAGUGCACGACUGGAGCGGUUGGCCCGUAUUCUCUCCAAAUAAGAACGCGGAUCGGAAGCGUGCAAUCGUGCAGAGUCUGGCGGCCAAGGUUCCCCACAUCGCGCUCGUCAACAAGCACGAGUUCCGGCUGCCGAAGAUGGAACUGCUGAUCAGCACACAGGGCAGUUGGCACCGUGCAUUCUUCGUGCUUUAG